Molecule: messenger RNA, 2835 nt
Organism: Nematolebias whitei (Rio pearlfish)
Lineage: Eukaryota; Metazoa; Chordata; Actinopteri; Cyprinodontiformes; Rivulidae
Product: glutathione hydrolase 7
Exons: 18
Coding region: 545-2581 (678 amino acids)
Biological process (GO): glutathione catabolic process
Cellular component (GO): plasma membrane
Molecular function (GO): glutathione gamma-glutamate hydrolase
Source: RefSeq, a predicted model, not a curated record
AGGACACAGUGAGGGAGGAGAGGAGGGAGGAGACAAUGUUUCUGUGCACCUGACACGACCUGUUUAUCCACUCCAUCCAGUUUGAGUCAUUCUUAGAGGUGGAGGAAGACGAGGACGCGAAGGGAGUUUGCCCACUGAAUAUUGUAACCUUACAGACAGGGGACUUGUUUAUUGUUUGUUUGUUUGUUUGUCAACAGCAGAGGGGAUUUAAAUGACUCCUUAAGGUUCCAGUGAAGCGCGUCUCCGUGAAGGACUCGCCUUGUCCUGACAUCUAAUCAGAAGCCAGCUUCAUCGAGCUCCGUCUUCUCCCUUUACAUUAAAACGAGGUUUUAUUCGGCUACGAGCACGUCGCGACAUCGGUGGAGGAAGAUGCGCCAUCAUCAUCACAAGUAUUUUCUGUGAGGAGGCAGCUGCAGGGAUCUUUAAUAUGUCUGAACAUCAAAUAUGAAGCUCCAGAUCCCAGCAGGAGAAUUGUUUUUCAUGAUCCAGCAACAUCCCUAAAGGGGUUUUAGAUAAUUGUGUGACUGCAAAAUCAAGAGUAGUCAUGCACAACACUGCCCAGGAAAGUGUGGCUGGGUACCCAAGUGGAAGUGUGGUGGAUAAAGAUGCCAAUCCGGAGACGACACUGGGAAGCGCCUACUCUCCGGUGGACUACAUGAGCAUCACCAGCUUCCCCAGGCUGCCAGAGGAUGACACGAUGUCUGGAGAAACCACACAGAGAUCUCGAAAGGAUGACGACAAUGUCCUGAGUGAACAAGAUACAGAUCCAGAUCUGUUUCUGAGGUCGGCUCGUCUCCAGCGUCUCCCAUCCUCCGCUUCAGACUUGGCUUGCCAAGAUGUUGCGUCGCUACAGGAGACCACCACAGACCCCUUCAAUGCGGACUGCGCCUGCCAGCGAGAUGGAUUGACUGUCAUAAUCACAGCCGGUCUCACUUUUGCUACAGGUGUCACUGUAGCUCUCAUAAUGCAGAUCUACUUUGGAGAUCCCCAGGUAUUUAACCAAGGAGCAGUGGUGACAGAUGUGGCUCAGUGUACAUCUGUUGGGUUUGACGUUCUGGGGAAGCAAGGAUCCAGUGUUGAUGCUGCCAUCGCUGCCGCCCUCUGUUUGGGGAUUGUCCACCCUCACACCUCUGGCAUAGGAGGUGGUGGCGUUAUGUUGGUGCAUGACAUCCGUAAGAAUGAGACGAGAGUUAUUGACUUCAGAGAGACGGCACCAUCUUCCCUCCACGAGGACAUGCUGCUCACAAACCUUGAUCUUAAUUCAGGCCUGUUAGUGGGAGUCCCAGGCAUGCUCAGCGGAAUGCAUCAGGCACACCAACUUUACGGGAGGUUACCGUGGAAAAACGUGGUUUCCAUGGCAGCAGAUGUGGCCAAAAAUGGAUUUAAUGUUACUCAUGACUUGGCUGAAGCGCUGUCUAAAAUGAAGAACCAAAGCAUGUCUGCUGCAUUUCGGGAUUUGUUCCUCCCCAAUGGCCAGGCCCCCCUCUCUGGACUGUUCACCCGACGCAUUGACUUAGCUGCCAUUUUGGAUGCUGUUGCAGUCAAAGGAGUAUCUGAGUUCUACAGUGGGAAUCUGGCACAAGAAAUGGUGGCCGCAGCGCAAGAAAGAGGAGGCGUGCUCACAGAAGAUGACUUUAGAAACUACAGCACAGUCCUAGAAAAGCCAGCAGAAACCACCUAUCAGGGAUACCAUGUAAUGGCUUCUCCAGCCCCACAUGCAGGUGUUGCCUUGAUCACUGCACUCAAUAUCCUUGAAGGCUACAAUAUUACAAACCAAGUGCCCAGAAAUGGCACCUACCAUCGCAUCGCAGAGGCUUUGAAGAUAGCAUUGGCCCUGGCUAGUGGGCUAGGAGACCCUUUAUAUGACACCUCUGUCUCAGAAAUUGUUGCAACAAUGCUAAGUAAAUCACAGGCUUUCCUGUUCCGCCAGAUGAUCAACGACUCUAUGGCGUUCCCUGUAAACCACUACACUUCAGCCUUUACCCUGGAGGAUGGUGCAACAGCUGCUCAGGUCAUGGUCAUGGGUCCAGACGACCAUGUUGUAUCAGUCCAGAGUUCACUGAACAAACCUUUUGGCAGUGGGAUAGUGACUUCUUCAGGAAUCCUUUUGAACGGCCAGAUUCUGGACUUUUCCUGGCCUAAUAAAACUCAGAACUUCUCGCCCGACCCGCAUAACGGUGUUCAGGCUGGAAAAAGACCCAGGUCCUUCCUGAUGCCCACAGCAGUACGGCCUGCUAUGGGAGUGUGUGGCACAUAUGUAGCUGUUGGGUCAUCCAAUGGAGCAAAAGCUCUCAGUGGCAUCGCUCAGGUACUGAUCAAUGUUCUGUCUUCACGUAAAAACAUGAGUGACACUUUAGCGUAUGGACGACUCCACCCUCAGCUGGAGCCCAACACACUCCUGGUGGACUCUGAGUUCUUAGAGGACGACGUGAAGCUGCUGCAGGCCAAAGGACACAAAGUUGAGAAGAUGGAUGUCCUUUCACUGGUGGAGGGCACACAGAGAACCAAUGACCUCAUCAUGGGGGUAAAGGACCCCCGUAGUGCUGACGCCUCAGCUCUUACUAUGUCUAACAUGCCUUAGUGUGUUGCUUCUUCUGAUAUUUGCUCAUAUUAUGGCAGGGGAUAAAUCUAGUAGCUUAUUGAAGAAGGGAAAAUAAGGCUGCACCAAAGAAAUAAGCUCAGCAGGACUGAGCAAGUGCUGUUUAUUUAAGAUCAAAAUGAGCAAAACACAUUCAGCUUUCUCUGGGCUGACAUGAUAGAAGCCUUUGUGAUUUGCUCACAUUAAAUAUUAGAAAGCAACACUACUUCAAAUACAGCACAUCUUCUUACUGUGCA